Molecule: messenger RNA, 478 nt
Organism: Morus notabilis
Lineage: Eukaryota; Viridiplantae; Streptophyta; Magnoliopsida; Rosales; Moraceae
Exons: 2
Coding region: 33-392 (119 amino acids)
Source: RefSeq, a predicted model, not a curated record
AAAAAGUUUCAAAGAUUAAGAAGAUUCAAACUAUGUGUUUGAGGUCAGAGUCUCUUCCACGCUUUCCUCUAAGACCAGAAGAUAAGAUAGGAGAAACUUCACAAAAUGCCUCUAUCCUAAAGUGCACGAGGGAGUCUACUUUUGGUGUAGAGGAGGAAACAGAGGAGUCCUACAACGGAAAGGUCUAUCUCCAAUACCUAACAAAAGAACCCAGCAAGGAACCUGAUUAUGAUGAGCUAGCGGACUUUGUCGAAUGCAAGCCUGGGAAGGAUUAUUGCAGAUGGUUGAAAGAUAAAGAAAGAUACCGAAAGUGGAAAUCAAAGAAAAUGGCAGUUGUGAGGUGGAAAAAAAGAAGGAUGACUUGGAAACUUAUGGUACAGAAUAAAGCUUAGUUGUCAGAAAGGAAGGAAAUCAAUGGAGCAACUUUUUAUUUAUUUAUAGUUGUGAUACCCAACAAUCAAGACUUCAAAAGUUUUUG